Molecule: messenger RNA, 5331 nt
Organism: Henningerozyma blattae CBS 6284
Lineage: Eukaryota; Fungi; Ascomycota; Saccharomycetes; Saccharomycetales; Saccharomycetaceae
Exons: 1
Coding region: 1-5331 (1776 amino acids)
Biological process (GO): intracellular protein transport; post-Golgi vesicle-mediated transport; endocytic recycling
Cellular component (GO): plasma membrane
Molecular function (GO): magnesium ion binding; ATP binding; ATP hydrolysis activity
Source: RefSeq, a predicted model, not a curated record
AUGGCAGAUUUAGAUUUCUCAUUCAUAUAUUCUAGAAGGGCGAAGCAUACAGUAGAUGGUAGGCAUAUACCUAUUGUCUUAAAUAAAGAUUCUGAAUUUUAUAAAGAGUUUGCUAUACCGCCUAAAAACAAGAAUAAAAAUAAAAAAAGUCAUCAUCGCAAAUUAAGGGAUGAAAGAUCAGGGAAGGCUUACAUUUCAAAUGUUAUUACAUCAUCUCGAUACACAAUAUAUACAUUUUUCCCAAGACAAGUUUACGCACAAUUUUCAAAAUUAGCUAAUAUUUAUUUUUUUGCCAUUGCAGUAUUACAAAUGAUACCAGGUUGGUCAACAACUGGUACUUAUACUACUAUUAUCCCGAUUUUAAUAUUUAUGGGUAUAUCCAUGGCUAGAGAAGGCUAUGAUGAUUACAAGAGACAUCGAUUAGAUAAAGAAGAAAACAGAAAAACUUGUAAAGUUCUCCAAAAAAAUAUAGAUUCUUUCCAUUUCGACAUGACAGAACAUCUCUCGGACUCUGAUGAUCCUUUUGAAUAUGAUAGAUUUGAUUUCGAAGAUUCUAAUGAUCCAAAUUUUGAUAAAAAAAAUUUAAUGACUUUCAAUACCUUUCAUCAAAUUAUAAUAUUCAAGUUGAGGAAAAAUUUUUGGUAUGACUUAUCAGUAGGGGAUAUUGUAUUAUUGUCGCAUGACGACUGGGUACCUGCUGACCUUUUAUUAUUAACUACUGAUAACAUUAAUAAUGAAUGUUAUGUAGAGACAAUGGCAUUGGAUGGUGAAACAAAUUUAAAAUGCAAGACUUCACAUCCUAAAAUAAAUUCUCUUGCUAAUGAUGCUGAUAAAUUGGCAAAUAUGCAGGUAGAAAUCACAGUUGAAGAUCCAAAUAUCGAUUUAUAUAAUUUUGAAGGGAAUCUAGACUUAAGUCCACAUAUAAAGAGAAAUCAAAAUCCUAGUAAUAACACUAUCACUAUUAGGAAUGACGAUAGUAAUUCAUCAAAUAAAUCUAAUGCACAGCCGACUGAAAUCCAAUAUUCUGAACAAGGCUCGAGGAUGGAGACUAUAAAUUCCAAUAUUUUUUCUAACACCAAUUCUUUUCAAUUGGAAGACUCGAAGAAUAAAAUUGAAGAAAAUGUUGCAAAAAAAAUUGUUAGUGUUGAAGAAAAUACCAAUAAUCUAGAUUUGUAUUCUACAAAUAUUGAACUGUUGAACACUCCUCCAACUAGAGAAUCGGAUACACAAACAAAAUAUCCGUUAACGUCAGAUAACGUUAUGUAUCGUGGGAGUAUUGUACGUAAUACAAGUCACGCUUUGGGUAUUGUAAUUUUUACUGGUGAAGAAACAAAGAUUAGAAUGAAUGCUUUAAAGAAUCCUAGAACAAAAGCUCCAAAACUUCAAAAGAACAUUAAUAUUAUUGUUGCAUUUAUGGUGUUUGUAGUGGCCAUGGUUUCAUUUUUUUCUUAUCUAGGACAUGAUAUAGAGAGAAGAAAAUAUGUAGAUAAUGACCAUGCUUGGUAUUUAUGGAAAGAAGAUGCUGGUGCUGCUGCUACUAUCAUGUCCUUCAUUAUUAUGUAUAACACAAUGAUUCCUCUAUCUUUGUAUGUUACUAUGGAAAUUAUUAAAGUUUUUCAAGGAAAAUUCAUGGAGUGGGAUAUUGAUAUGUAUUAUGCAGAGAACGAUACCCCUUGUGAAUCAAGAUCAGCAACAAUUUUAGAAGAAUUGGGUCAAGUAUCUUACAUUUUCAGUGAUAAAACCGGAACAUUAACAAAUAAUAAAAUGUUAUUCAAGAAAUUUUCAAUUGCUGGUUCUUCAUGGGAGCACGUCGUUGUUACAAAACAAGAUGAAGUCACUAAGGAGUUGUCUAUGAGAAACUAUAAUAGCCGAGCUAAUUCUGGCUUAUUUGGUUCCUCAAAAUCAACUGUUGCUUUCGGAAACCCUUUACAAAAAACUUCCUCAGACUUAGAUGUAAUAUCAGUAGAUGAUAAUACUAUCUUGAAUCAAUUAGGUAUUACAAAGCAAGUAACAAAAGAUUUAAAGGAAAAUGGGUUUGUUCCUACUAUUUCAGUGGAUGAUUUACCCCCUGCAAGAACUUCUGUUGAAUAUAAAGGUAAUUCAAACGCUACAUAUACAGGAAGGCCAAGCAUGCGAGCCUUGUAUGGUGAUGGUAUCAGAAGAAGCAUUGGUGCAACUGCAAAGAAAAGUUUGAGUACCUCAAGAAGAUCAAGUCGACUCUCUAGAAAUUCUUCAGCUAAAAAUAUUGAAAUAGAAAAUGAAUCCAUAAAUAAUAGUAGUGACGAAGAGAUCAACAGCAUACCUGACCUCAAGACUUCAUUUGAAUUAAUACACUUCAUUCAAAGUUUUCCUGAAACAAUUUUUGCUAAAAAAGCAAAGUUUUUUAUUCUUUCAUUAGCAUUGUGUCAUACCUGUUUGCCCAGAAGAAAGCAUUUGAAAAAUAAAAAUGGAAAUUUUGAUCCGAAGGAAGAUAUUAUUGAAUAUCAAUCUAGUUCCCCUGAUGAAUUAGCAUUGGUUACUGCAGCUAGAGAUCUCGGCUAUGUUGUCUAUAAUAAAAAUGCCCAGGUCCUUACCAUAAAAUCUUUUCCUAAUGGUUUCGAAAAUGAUCCUGUCUUAGAAGAUUAUGAGAUUUUAAAUGUAGUUGAGUUUAAUUCGCACAGAAAGAGAAUGUCUGUCCUGGUAAAAGUUCCUAAUGAAUCUAAUAGAAUUUUAUUGAUUUGUAAAGGUGCGGAUAAUGUCAUAUUGGAUAGGUUAACUGAUAAUCAUAUUGUUCAAGAUAAAAUUGAUGAAUUAGAAGCCAACACAAGAGAUCGUAAAGAGACGAAGGCGGAGGUAAUCCUUCAACAUAAGAAAUCCUUGGAAAGGAUGGCUUUUGAAAACGAUGUGGUAGAUCCGUUGCGUAAUUCGAUAUCUAUGGAUGCAGAAGCUAGUUUAUCUUUACAAGCAGCUAAAAAGAGUUUACUAAAAAAGUCAAAUUAUCGUGUUGAUCCUGAACAACAAAUUGGUACAAUUGACCAAUUUUUAGAAACGGUUCAAAAGGCAGACGAUGAAAUAGAUCAAAUUGCACUUCAAAGUCGAAAAUCAUUACAAAAAAUGCAACGGAAAAAAUAUGGUCCAAGAUUUUCAUUUGAUAAUAUUCCUCAAGGAGCAACGCCAAGGUCGUCUGCAAUAAAUAGGGUUACAAGUGGAGAUUCAGGCUAUAACUCUGAUGACGAGUUGAAGAAAAAUACAACAGGUGUCAAGGAGUUUUCGAGAAUACCGACAAAUGAUUAUAAUCCAACAGAAUAUGAGGAUGAAAUGUUUGAAUAUAUUGGCAGCGAUGAGUUAAUCACUAAUGAGGAAUACGUAAUAGAAAAAACUUUACAGGCAAUCGAUGACUUCUCAACUGAUGGGUUAAGAACUUUAUUGUAUGCUUAUAAGUGGAUAAACAUCGACGAGUAUAAUGCCUGGGCUGAAAAAUACCAUCACGCAAACAUUUCCAUUGAAGAUAGAGCUGAGAAAAUUCAGGAGGUUGGUGGUGAAAUUGAGGAAGAAUUAUACCUUGUUGGUGCUACUGCGAUUGAAGAUAAAUUACAAGAUGGUGUGCCUGAAACAGUUCAAAAGAUUAGAAGGGCAGGAAUUAAGAUUUGGAUGCUUACUGGUGAUAAGCGAGAGACUGCUAUUAACAUUGGUUAUUCUUGUAAAAUGAUUUAUGAUUAUUCUACAGUAGUUGUCUUAACCCUUGCAGAUGAAAAUAUUAUUUCUAAAAUGAACGCUCUUUCUUUAGAACUCGCCUCAGGUAAUAUUGCGCAUUGUGUUUUAGUUAUAGAUGGAGCUACUUUAACUAUGUUUGAAGGAAAUCCCACAUUAAUGUCUGUCUUUAUUGAAGUAUCCACUAAGACUGACUCAGUCAUAUGCUGUCGUGCCUCUCCUUCUCAAAAAGCAUUAUUAGUGUCGAAUAUAAGAAAUACUGACAGAAGUCUGGUUACCUUGGCAAUUGGUGACGGAGCUAAUGAUAUCGCGAUGAUUCAAUCUGCAGAUAUUGGUGUUGGUCUAGCUGGUAAAGAAGGGUUACAAGCAUCUCGUUCAUCUGAUUAUUCCAUUGGUCAAUUUAGAUUUUUGUUAAAAUUGUUAUUUGUUCAUGGGCGUUACAAUUAUAUUCGUACUGCUAAAUUUAUAUUGUGUACCUUUUUCAAAGAAGUUACUUUCUAUCUAACCCAGGUAAUGUAUCAAAGAUAUACCAUGUUUUCAGGUUCCUCAUUGUAUGAACCGUGGUCUUUAUCUAUGUACAAUACUUUGUUUACCUCACUUCCAGUCUUAUGUAUUGGUAUUCUUGAAAAAGAUUUAAAACCAAUUACUUUAUUAUCAGUGCCUGAAUUAUAUACGAUUGGUAGAUUAUCAAAGGGGUUUAAUCUACUAAUGUUCCUUGAGUGGUGUAUCUUGGCAGCAUGUCAUUCUGCAGCCAUUUUUUUCUUAAGUGUAGUAAUUUGGGGUCAAAGUUCACUUUCUGAUAAUUCGACUUAUCCACUAGGUGUCAUAAAUUUUACGGCAAUUAUUUUUUUGGUUAGUUUUAAGACUCAAUUUUUAGAAAUGCGCAAUCGAAACUGGAUUGCGUUUGUAUGUGUGUUAUUAUCAGCGGGCGGUUGGUUAGUUUGGUGUGUUUCUUUACCUAUCUUGCACCCUAUUGAUAAAAUAUAUGAUGUCAAGUAUGGGUUUUUACGCCACUUUGGCAGAGACAUAACAUUUUGGUGCACUUGCUUUGUUCUUACAAUGCUAUCGCUAUCAGUAGAUAUUGUCUUUCAAACUUUUAAAGUAAUGGUAUGGCCAUCUGAUUCGGAUGUUUUUGCAGUAUUGGAAAGGCGUGGAGAUAUGAGAAAGAAAUUAGAAUUUGGUGCAUAUAAUGAAAUGAAACAAGGUUGGGAAUGGGAUCAUGAUCCAAGCUCCUUUCAAAAGUAUAAAGAAAAAGUAACUUUCCGUAAAUCAAGAGAAAGUUCUCCGCUUGCAAGUGAUGAUAUCACUUCAAAUUCUUUAGACAAAUCACAAAUUAAUCGUAAAGUAGAGGGUGGAGCUGAAAACUCUAAAUCAGAUGGUGCAAAAUCUGAAAAUAUUAACUUGAAAUAUGAUCCUUCUGAAUAUGAAAUGUUACCAAGUGGUAAGCUGAUUAAAAUCUCGGAAUUGACCGAGCAGACUUUAUCUCAUCCUAGUAAUUCUUUAUAUGGAGAAAAUCAUGAGCAACAAGGAGCUGGCAGUAAGUUAACUUCAAAAAUCACUAAAAAAUUAAGAUUUAAAUUAAAUUAUGAGGAAGAAGAUGUUGACGCUAUUAUUGAACAGAGAAUGAAUGAUUUAGAGUAG